This is a messenger RNA of Haliotis rufescens (red abalone), 2933 nucleotides long. RefSeq lists its product as uncharacterized. NCBI's taxonomy places the organism in Eukaryota, Metazoa, Mollusca, Gastropoda, Lepetellida, Haliotidae. The record is from RefSeq and is a predicted model, not a curated record. Gene Ontology annotation, cellular component: cytosol. Bases 549 to 1148 code for a protein of 199 amino acids. Gene Ontology annotation, molecular function: protein kinase A regulatory subunit binding. The transcript has 3 exons.
AUAUCUGUGUAGUGUUAGGAGAGCACUGCCUGACACAACCGUGUUCAAUCACAGCGCGGACCCUGUGUAUAAUGGUAGGUCGGUUCGAAGAAGGCAAGGACUGAUUAUUACCUCAUUCCUGGAAAGGUUUAAUUCUGGUGAAACCCUUGUUCAAUCACAGCGCGGACCCUGUGUAUAAUGGUAGGUCGGUUCGAAGAAGGCAAUGACUGAGUAUUACCACAUUCCUGGAAUGGUUUGAUUCUGGUGUAUAUAUUCUCCGAACUGGCGUGAAACAGUUCAUAUCGCUCACCAGAGAGCCAGACCUGAAGACAAUCCACGAGUAUAACGGUAUUGCUUUGGAAUUUCAUUGUGACGUUUGUGAACCAUGUGAAUCACUGGCAUCCAUGGAUACUUGUACAUAAUCCACAUGAUCCACCGACAUUAUCGUGCAGACAAUGUUAUCAUCGUCCACGGGUGUGAAUGAGCCAGUGAGUUGGGUUUAACGCCGCUUUGAACAGUAUUCCAGUUAUGUCACAGCACGGCUGAUCGGCACGAGCACGGAAAUCAAGAUGGCUAGGAGGACAAUCAAACCUAACUACUUCAUUGCCAUUCGUGUCACAGACGACGGAAUCAAAGAAACUUUUGACAGAGUUCGGGAGAGAAUAGUUAAGGAGAAUGCAAAAUAUCAGGGCGUGUUUUCAUCACGAGAUGACCUACACGUGUCCCUGGGCGUCCUCGCCAUUCAGACACAAGCUCAGCUCCAAACAGCGAUGCAAGCUCUUCACAGCGCCGCGGAGAACAUCAAAUCUAUGCGAACGAAAACCACGCUGAGAGUGAAAGGUGUCGGCACGUUUAACGGCUAUGUUGUAUACGGUGACGUGGAGUACGUACGUGAGCUAUCAGUGCUCCGAUCAGUGAUUGUUUCAAAUCUGGACGCUCAGGGGAUUCAUUGGUUGGACAGGGAGUACAGCCCUCACAUGACAAUUGCGAAAGUGACGAAGUCUUUCACUCACAAGACCGGGAUUACCCAUUUCGACCCCAACGUUUACAAAUUCGCGCAUGAUGUCGUGUUUGGUGAGGAGGAUGUUGAUGCUGUCAGGCUGUGUCGGAUUGGGUCCGAGAGGGGCCACGACGGCUUCUACGUCACUGACGCCACCGUUGCGGUGUAGACCCUUGAGUGAGUGGAUGAGUGAGUGGGACUAACAGUUCUGUAUACAGUAUGUAUAUAUAUAUACUCAUCGCCAAAAGAAACGCGAACCAUAGAAACAUAUAGAGAAGUAUGUACGUUUAGAAGAGAUGUUUCCAAUGUGUACCAUUUAAUGACAAAACAAACAAUCGGUCAAGUGUCACCAUAGUGUCUUAAUUCUUAUCCCGACAAGCUGCACGUGUUUUCCAAACUUGACACGCUAAUCCUGCACCAGACAAAUGGUGCAUCUGGAGUCAUGGAUCUAUGACGUCACGUGGGACAAGUUGAUAAAAUACGGUCACGUUUACUCGUCAUGAACUUGUGUCCUACAUGUUACAUGUUUACCUCUGACAAUGCAUGUACGGAUUGACUUUACUGUUAUUUGCGUUUCAGUCAAUUCUUAUUCCCAGAAUGUUUAUUUGAUCAUUAACCCCUAAAACCUGUAGGCAACGAUACGAAAUCAGUGCAAUAAUGAAAACCAACACAAGGAGUCUGCACCCAUUUAAUGUAUACUAAAUGCCCUUUAGAUCUAUCAAAUAUCAUUCACAAGCACAUAUUAAUUCAAUCAAUCUAUAUUUCUUAAUUUAAACACAUGAGUUGGGGGUAUAUAUAUAUAUAUCAAUGGGCAUGAUGACUGUUAAAUCAAAUCAAGUUAAGUAAUUGCAUGCUUUCUAAGAUUCAUAGCUUGGAAAAAGAACAUUGUCAAAUCUUUCAUUGUGACGGUUUAUUUCUAGUCUUUAUUAGAAAGUAAAAUAUAUUCAAGUGAAGUUCCUUGAAAAAAUAAUUUUUAAUGAAUUUGUUUCUUAUGUCAACAUAACAUGAACAAACAAGUUAAAGUUAUAUACACUACCCUAGAAUUAAAAUUAUAAUUACAUAGUCUUCUCUUCGGAUUCCACAAUGUCUUCCUGAUUCAGUGAGGAAUUGCUUUGAAUGUAUUUUAAACAAACAGUGCUCUCUAUUUCAAUUGUUUUAAUACAUGAAGAGUUAUUUGAAAUGUUUGACAAAGGUAGAGAUGAUAACCACUUUUGGAACUCUGUGUAAAAUCCGGACUAAAUCGCUACAGUGUUCCGUCCGAACAAAACCACACCCAGAUGAAUUAAUUAACUGUUUAACCCAGUUCGAUUUACCCGACGAUCGUAGAGUAAUAACAUCUUGUAGCAUCCUUUGGAAGUCUUGAGUGAGUGAGUAUGGUUUUACGCCGCUUUUAGCAAUAUUCCAGCAAUAUCACGGCGGGGGACACCAGAAAUGGGCUUCACACAUUGUACCCAUGUCGGGAAUCGAACCCGGGUCUUCGGCGUGAUGAGCCAACGCUUUAACCACUAGGCUACCCGACCGCCCCUUGGAAGUCUUGGCAUGGCGUCUGUUGUACAUUUAACCAGUAUUCAAUAACCUUUAUAUGAUCGUCAGUGUACAAUGGGCAUCUUCCACAUUCACAUUUGGAGUGCUAGGCUUAACGCCGAGAACGUUCUGACAAGUUUAAAAUGAAUCGUUUCAAUAGCAUCAAUAUUUCUGAAUCCCCACACCUUGGCUCCAUACAUCAAAAUUGGCCUAAUUUUACAUUUUCGAUUUACAUUUCCAAGUUGCUUAAGGUUUUGAAAAUUGACAAUUAAAAAAAUUCCUUGAUUGUAAUGCAGCGUUGUUAACUUGCAUAGACCAUGACAAUCUGGAAGUAGAACAGACACCGAGAGUUUAUAAAAUAGUAACGACAUCUACAGGUUGCCCUGUGAAACCAUUUUUCUCUUCUAAAUGAUCUGUCACCAGACUUAAA